Castor canadensis (American beaver) is the source of this 3426-nucleotide messenger RNA. RefSeq names its product heparanase (gene Hpse). Gene Ontology annotation, biological process: cell-matrix adhesion; angiogenesis involved in wound healing. Gene Ontology annotation, molecular function: hydrolase activity, acting on glycosyl bonds. Gene Ontology annotation, cellular component: extracellular matrix; membrane. Lineage: Eukaryota; Metazoa; Chordata; Mammalia; Rodentia; Castoridae. The record is from RefSeq and is a predicted model, not a curated record.
ACAAGGCUCAUCAGAUUUGGAGAGCAGCGUUCUAAGCCAGAUGGGAAGGGAUGCGAAGAACGCUCUACUGGAGGCUUUAGUGGCAGUCAGCACUCUGGUCUGAUGGGACCUAGGAGAGGGAAAGGCUGUGCCCCCCAGCAGGGCACGCAGGACGUCGGGAGCUCGGCUCCUCAGGCCUCCCGGGCGUUUGGAUCGGAGCCAUCUCCGCUCCCUCCCGAUGGGUGUGCGCGAUUUCGUAAGUGGAUGUGACCGCCACCGAGCUAAAGCUGCAAGGAAAUGCGAGCGAGCCGGGAGGCAGGGCGGGAGAGGAGCGAGCGGUGGGAGGGAUGCAGGGGAGGAGCGGCGGGAUGCAGGGCGCGGCGGGAGGGUGCGCCGGAGCGGGCGUGGGCCCGCGGGACCCGGGGACCCGAGGAAGCGCGCGAGGGCGACGCCAGGUGGGCGCGAUGCUGCCGGGGCUGCGGCUGCUGCUGCUCUUGGGGCCCUCGGUGCCCUGUCCCCUCGCGCCCAGGCUGGAGCCGCACAGGCCGACGACGUGGUGGAGCUGGAGUUCUCCACCCAGCGGCCGCUGCACCUGGUGAGUCCCGCGUUCCUGUCCUUCACCAUCGACGCCAACCUGGCCACCGACCCGCGGUUCCUCACCUUCCUGGGUUCUCCAAAGCUUCGUACUUUGGCCAGAGGCUUAUCUCCUGCAUACUUAAGAUUUGGUGGCACCAAGACAGACUUCCUAAUUUUUGAUCCCAAGAAGGAGCCAACCUUUGAAGAGAGAAGUUACUGGCAAUCUCAAGUCAACCAGGGUAUUUGCAAACCUGGAUCCUUCCCUUCUGAUGUGGAAAAAAGGCUACAGUUGGAAUGGCCCCUCCAGGAGCAGCUGCUGCUCAAAGAACAGUAUGAGAAACGGUUUAAGAACAGCACCUACUCACGAAGCUCAGUGGAUAUGCUGUAUACUUUUGCAAAUUGCUCAGGGCUGAAUUUGAUCUUUGGUCUAAAUGCAUUACUGAGAACAGCAGAUUUGCAGUGGAACAGUUCUAACGCUCAGUUGCUCCUGGACUACUGCUCUUCCAAGAAUUACAACAUUUCAUGGGAACUAGGCAACGAGCCUAACAGUUUCUGGAAGAAGGCUGGUGUGUUCGUCAACGGAUCACAGUUAGGAGAAGAUUUCGUUGCGUUACGGAAGCUUCUAGGGAAGUUCACUUUCAAAAGCGCGAAAAUUUAUGGACCUGAUAUUGGCCAGCCCCGGGGAAAGACAGUGAAGUUGCUAACGAGUUUCCUGAAAGCUGGUGGGGACGUGAUUGACUCAAUGACAUGGCAUCACUAUUAUUUGAAUGGACGCAUUGCUACCAAAGAAGAUUUUCUAAACCCUGAUGUGCUGGACACUUUUAUUUUAUCUGUGCAAAAAAUUUUCCAGGUGGUGGAGGAAACCAGACCCAGCAAGAAGGUAUGGCUGGGGGAAACCAGCUCUGCGUACGGAGGUGGGGCGCCCUUCUUGUCCAACACUUUUGCUGCUGGCUUCAUGUGGCUCGAUAAACUGGGCCUCUCAGCCCAAAUGGGCAUAGAAGUGGUGAUGAGGCAGGUGUUAUUUGGAGCCGGAAACUAUCAUUUAGUGGACCAAAACUUUGAACCAUUACCGGAUUAUUGGCUGUCUCUUCUGUUCAAGAAACUGGUGGGCAGCACUGUGCUCAUGGCAAGUGUGAAAGGUGCAGAAAGAAGCAAACUACGCGUGUACCUUCACUGCACAGAUGCCAGCCAUCCAAGGUAUCAAGAAGGAGAUAUAACUCUGUAUGCCUUAAACCUCUAUAAUGUCACCAAGCGCUUGCAGUUACCACGUCACUUAUUUAACAAAAAAGUGGAUAAGUACCUUGUAAAACCUUCAGGACCUGAUGGAUUACUUUCCAAAUCUGUCCAACUCAAUGGUCAAACUCUGAAGAUGGUGGAUGAUCAAACCCUGCCAGCUUUGUCAGAAAAAGCUCUCCGUCCAGGAAGUGCAUUAGGCUUGCCCCCUUUCUCCUAUGGGUUUUUCGUGAUAAGAAAUGCCAAAGUUGCUGCCUGUAUAUGAAAACAAAUGUCUAGCCCUGAGAUGAACUAUUUCAAAAGUAUUGGUAAGAGGAAAGCAAAACUCAAGCCAUAGAAAGGCAAGCAGAUUUGUUACAAAUCAACCAGUGGGAGCCUCAGAAACACCGGGACUCUCUCAUUGCAAAUUUAGCUCAGAAUUUUGAUGUCUAAGUAGAACACUGCUAAUAAUGGUAGCUAAUUAAACCAUGUGCCAAACACUAUGCUUAGCACUUUGCGUGUACUAUUUUUAAGGUUAUUAAAAAUGUAUAAGAAUAUUCCCAGUAUGGCUGGGAGGCAAAUUGGUGAAGGAUACAUUUUUAGAUUUAAGAAAGUGCUUAUUUUUAUUUUUAAAAACUACUCGAAGGUUGUCAGAUGCUCGCCUCCCUCUGCCAUCUGUACAGGCUCCCAAGGGGGAGAAGUUUACUGCCAGAACUUGAAGCUGGUUGUAAAAAAGGAGCUACCUGCUUACACCAGAGCAGGAGCUACAUUCAGCUGCUACUUCUCUCUGCUCGUGUAUCUUUUUCAGAAACAGUUUGUGAGAGGACAGAUGAUUAGAUGAGAUAGCAUCCCCCAAAAAAUGGUGAAUGACAAUUCAGAGGGAAGGUAUUAUGUAAACUUCAAAUAAGGUGUUAAAAUGAUUGUGCAUGAAAUUGACUUACUAAAAGCAGAAACUUUAGAAAAUGUCCACUACAUCAUAACCAUCUGUUAAUGUUUAGUUUUCCCUCCUGUUAGUUCUUGUUUCAUUUUGAAAACUUUGUGCUACAAGUGACAGAAAAUCCUGAUUUAAAUGGCUUAGAAGACAAGGAAAUUUACAACCCCACAUAACAACAGAUUCAAGUAGGGCAGGUUCAGACAACUGUGUAGAUUUUUCCCUUUAUCUGCUCAGCCUUCUUCAGUGCUGGUUUCAUUCUGGGGCUAGUAGCAUGGUGGCUGUGGCUGUUCCAUGGACCCUUUCAGACCUGGUAGCAUCCAGAAGAAGAUGAACAAUUUUUUUCUGUCCCCUCAGACUUGAACUCUUUCUCAGAGGUUCUCCCAGCAAAACUUUCUUCAUGUCUUAUUGGUCAGAAAUAGGUCAUGUGGUCUUUUCACCAAUCCCUGCCCGUAACCAUGAGGUGCCUAUAAUUGUCUUCUGGUUAUCCUCUUUUGAAGAGGAGAAGUUUUGGGGGAGUCCACAGCACUAGACAUGACAAUUCUAUACAUUUAGCAGUGACAAAGUAUAUUAUUUUUCUCCUAUAUUUUAAUCCACUUAAGGAUUACUAUCCGUUAUAUUUAUGCCUGCUAUAACUAUUAUCUCCAAUUUAAGUUCAUUUAUAAAGUUAGAAUUUAAAGUUUGGAUGCCUCAAUACCCUAAAAUUUUAUAUGUAAGUAGUUGUUAUA